Molecule: messenger RNA, 1155 nt
Organism: Aspergillus oryzae RIB40
Lineage: Eukaryota; Fungi; Ascomycota; Eurotiomycetes; Eurotiales; Aspergillaceae
Exons: 2
Coding region: 1-1155 (384 amino acids)
Source: RefSeq, a predicted model, not a curated record
AUGAAAUAUCUACUCGCCCGCCCGCAGACGCAGGAAAACCUCAAAUUAUGGGCUGGUAACGCGAAGCUGGUGAUUGCCAGUCACUUCUUUUGGGGUGCAGGAACCGACAUGCAAAAGUCUAAGCAGGGCUUGCUCCGGUCUCUCCUCUACAGUAUGUUCUCACACAGCCCAGACCUAUUUAGCAUGGCAUGUCAGCGAAGGUGGAAAGCGACCAUGCUUGAUGAACAAGACGACAGCAUAUGGUCUGUUGAAGACUUGUUAGAGGCAUUCAAAACUCUGACUAGCCAGACCGAAUUCCCAACGAAAUUUUGCUUAUUUAUAGACGGUCUCGAUGAAUGCACAGAAGAUCAUUCCGAGUUGAUCAAACUGUUGAACUCUCUAGUUCAAUCAAAUGUCAAGAUUUGUCUCUCCAGUCGGCGAUGGAAAGUCUUUGAAGAUGCCUAUGGAGAACCGGAGGACCGAAGAUUAUACUUGGAAAAGAACAACCGAGAAGAUAUCCACAGUUAUGUUCAGAGUGAACUAGAACAACAUCCAGCCUGGGGACCACUUGUUGAAAUCAAUCCACGGACUAGUGGUAUUGUCGCUGAAAUUACCGAUCGGUCCCAGGGUGUCUUUCUCUGGGCGGUUCUGGUGGUGCGCUACUUCCAUGAAUGGUUGACGCACGGCGACACGAUGUUCUUCUUGGAACAGAAGCUUAGAAACUUUCCUGUCGACCUUGAGCUGCUCUUCAAGUCCAUGCUUGAAUCAUUACACCCGAUGUAUACUUCCUAUGUGAGGCGCAUAUUCAAGCUUGCGUUAACUGCUCCUGAGCCCCUACCCGUGAUGGCGUAUGCCUCACUAGAAAGAGGUGUCAAAGAUGAAAGCAAUGUCCAUCCACAGGGGAACAAACCUCUCAGUUACAGAGACCAAUUACUACGAAUUGGCCAGCUCGACAGACAACUCCAACACAUGGGCAAAGGACUACUGGAAGUGUAUCGUCAACAUAAUGAGCAGGAUGCCCUGCGCUACCGGGUGGACUUCUUACAUCGAACUGUCCGAGACUUCUUUUCAAGAAAUGAAAUAUUGCAAGGCACAGAUGGAGUCAGUCAAAAUAUCUUCUCGAAGAGAGUUCUCCCCUAUCAGGGCAGCGCUUGUUUGCAGCUAUUAGAAAUGUAG